This is a messenger RNA of Anopheles gambiae (African malaria mosquito), 3579 nucleotides long. It is a transcript of the gene Rap1, whose product is annotated as ras-related protein Rap1. Gene Ontology annotation, cellular component: plasma membrane. The transcript is spliced from 6 exons. The record is from RefSeq and is a predicted model, not a curated record. The coding region runs from base 1405 to 1959 and encodes 184 amino acids. Gene Ontology annotation, biological process: Rap protein signal transduction; cellular response to cAMP; negative regulation of synaptic vesicle exocytosis. Gene Ontology annotation, molecular function: GDP binding; GTPase activity; GTP binding. Lineage: Eukaryota; Metazoa; Arthropoda; Insecta; Diptera; Culicidae.
CUUUUUGCAUUUCAUUUCAACUGUCGACCGAGCAGGGUGUGCAUUACCAUCGUCGUGAGCAUUCCCUCGAGCGCAAAGUGCAAUCGCUUGGGAGAUUUGAGAUUACUUCCAAUACCCUAAGUAGUGUGCGGUGGUCGAGUGAAGUAUCGGGAAAAAGUGCCCCAUAACAAAAGUGAGCAUAAAACUUGCAGCAAGUGAAUCGGUGCGGGUUUCGGCUAGCAACAUUUGCAGGAAGUUUUCGCCGAGCAGCAGCAGCAGUGAGACACAUCAGUGUGUGUCAGAGUGCGUGCGUACGUAGUGUGUGUGAGUGUGUUGUGUGUGUGUGCGUGUGUUGGAUGCGUGCUAUAGCCGUGCUGGAAGCUUGAAGUGGAGCGUGUAAACGGCAGUGCAAGCGAGAAGGUGAGCAAUACGGCAAACGGAAGAAAAGAAAACGCAGAUAGUCUGAAAGCAGCCGCAGCAGCAGCAGCCAGCAGCAAUUCAAACAAAGAGCAGAAGAGCAGCAAAUAGAAAGAGAGAGUGAGGAAGAAAACGAAGAUAGUAGGGCUCGUGGACGUGUGUGUUUUUGUGUGUUUGUGUGAACAGAAGAAGCUGGUGGUCGGUUGUCUUCCUCUUGGGUGCGGUAUUACAGCGGGUCUGUGGUAUGAAUGUGUGUGAGUGUGUGGGGGAAAAGCGUGAAAUUUUCGAUAAAGGUAGCGAAAUUAGGUGAAAAUAUUGAAGCAAAACUACACUCCCGCGUGCAAGCAGACUUGUCCACCACCGUCGUUAGUUAGGUACGAGUGAGAUCAUUUGCUUAGCUGGUGAAUGUGUGUGCGUGUGUGUGGCUGUGGGUUUUGCAUUCGGUAAAUCAGCCGCUAGAAGACGGGAAAAAAUGUGCGCACUUGUGGCGGUUGUGGGUUAAUUAAGCUCCGGAGGAUGGAUGUUGGAUGGAUGUGGAUGCGGGUUCGCAAAUUUGGCCAUCUUUCAACUGGUUUGCUCAGUUUUGCAUUUGUGUGUAGAAGUAACGAACGCCGUGUAACCGCGAGAGUGCGUUGACACAUCGCACACAUGCAGAGAGUCGUUCGGUGUUGGCCCGGUUAAAAGGCGAAGAAAAAGAAAGGAAUCGAAUGAAACUGGCUCCUUUUUCGCUUGCGAUCUUGUUGACUAUUCAUCUCACACAUUCCCUGCCAAAAAAGCAUUAGAAGGGCCAGAGUAGGCGAGCUACAGUGCAGUGCCUAUAGGAAGAAACGUGCGGGGUUACCACCAGCCGGUAUCAAAAGUGUCGUAAACACGCUGACGAUAAUAUAAGAGCACCAACCAGCCUCCUCUCUAACGACGGAAUCCUUACCCGUGCCGGUGUAUUGUGGUCAGAUACAGCAAGAAAAGCCCCAAGUGUCGUCCCCCCAGUGUGUGUUCUCAGUGCUCAAAAUGCGUGAAUAUAAAAUCGUCGUGCUUGGUAGCGGAGGUGUCGGCAAAUCGGCCCUGACAGUGCAGUUUGUCCAGGGCAUAUUUGUGGAAAAGUACGACCCAACGAUAGAGGACAGCUACCGGAAACAGGUCGAGGUGGACGGUCAGCAAUGCAUGUUGGAAAUUUUGGACACGGCCGGCACAGAACAAUUCACCGCCAUGCGAGACCUGUACAUGAAAAAUGGCCAAGGAUUCGUGCUAGUAUAUUCCAUCACUGCACAGUCGACCUUCAACGAUCUGCAGGACCUUCGAGAGCAAAUUUUGAGGGUGAAGGACACCGAUGACGUUCCAAUGGUGCUGGUCGGCAACAAAUGCGAUCUCGAGGACGAGCGAGUUGUGGGCAAAGAUUUGGGCAGGAGUCUAGCCGCGCAGUUCAAUUGUGCAUUCAUGGAAACGUCUGCCAAAGCCAAAAUUAAUGUUAACGACAUCUUCUAUGACUUAGUGCAACAAAUCAACAAGAAAUCGCCCGAACGGAAGCCCAAUAAAAAGAAGAAAUCGCUAUGUGUGCUGCUGUAAAAAGAUCUACUUAGGCAAGGGAAGGGUCAAGAAGCUGAUGGACAAAAGCAAAACCGCUCACACUCACACAAAUCCACACACACGCACGCAGCCGCAUAAGAACAAUCCAUAGGAAUCGAACGUGGGGGAUCUGCGUGGGGUGUGGUGUGUUGCUGGGGUGAGAUAUGUUAGAUGUGCUGCAAAGGAUUUAAAACAACAAUAUAAUAAAAGGUAGGCAGAAAUGAAGAGUAAGAAAGAUGAUAAUCAACGUGUUAGGAGGAGAUUUGGAGGAAAAGGACAUGGCAAGGGUACAUUGUAUGUGCGUGUGUACCACAUGAGAUAAGAGGAGCUAUGGGGGAGGGGGAGGGGGUUCGAUCCACACUAUGGCGAAAAUAAUUAGGAAGUUUAAGGACGGAUGAGAAGAGCAGUUAGAGUGGUAGAUAUGGACACAAACAAUUGACAUACAUACACAUACACUCUCCCGAAAUAUACAAAAAAAACACACAAACAGAACACUAGACGAACUCAAAAAAGCAGACGCUACGAAGGACGGAGAGUAGGGAAAGCGAAGAAGGAUAAAAAAUGUAGUACGCACGAGAAUGAGGAUGUAUUGGUAGAGAGAGAGAGAGUGUGUUAGCGUUAAUUUAAGGGAUCAUCCGCGCAGAGCAAACACAUCCUCGCUUGAUCAUAUUCAUGUGGAGAAAAGAGGAGGUGGAUAAAUAGGUUCAAGAACAUAACGACUAAGCAUAUAACGUUUACACACAUUAACCGGACAAGAGAAGCAAUCCCAACACCACCGUAGUACCGGACCGUACACUGUCGAAGCAUUGAUCGACUGGAGUUUUUCAUCGUGACGCUGAAACAGAGGAAAGCAGCAGCAAAAGUACGGUUAACAAACAAAUCAAGAUAAAACAGUCUAUUACGGGAAGAAAUACAUUGACACACACACACACUGAAACAACUCACUGUGAAGGUUCGGUUCUUCGGUGAGAACAAACCCUCAAUUGCGGGAAGAUGGAGGGUUAUCGACGAUCGUAUGUGCCGGCUCCUCCACACACCGGUGUAUCCAUAUCCGUAGUUCUUCUCUUCCGGCAGAAUGCCGAUUCGGCCCUCACCACUGUUAGAAUACACAAGAAUUGUUGCAAUAGAUGACACAGGACGAAAACACAAAAUAACAAGCAAACGGAAUACGCUGAUCGACCGCGAAAUGUGAAUGUUGAGUAAAAGAAAAACAGUCUACCUUAUACAUAUAUACAUGUAGCUUCUAUUUCUAUUUCUUCUCUCCCUACCUUUCUCUUGCACAUUCUCUCUCUCUCUGCUCUACCUUAUUUUAAGUUGAUUUUGAAAGAAGAUUUUCUUAAGAACCCUGAUCGUGUCUGUACCAUAAGUGAUCGUUGUUCAAGUUGACCAAUUGCUUCACUAAUCUAUCUAUCUCUUUCUCCAUCUUUCUCUCACUCUCUUUCUCUUUCUCUCUCUCUCUCUCUCUCUCGUUAUAUUUGCAAACCUGAACACUCGGAUGAAAGUUCGCGCAGAUAGGAUUAUAUAUUUUUUAUUCUUUUAUUUUGUAUUUGCUCUAUGUGGACCGACGAAGUGAGAUAAUAAAUCAAGCCGCAUUUUGGCGAGGAAUCCUGGCAAAUGGAA